CCCAACCUACUGCUACCCUCUGAGAAAACCAUCCACACUCACUCCUCUUUUGGGCCGAUCCUGACUUGCUGCGAGCAACCAAACAUCGUCAGCAAUUGCGCCAGCCACCCAAACACACCUCCUUGCUUCUUCCUGCUUGCUCUUCUUCUUCUUCUCCUUCGCCUCCGCGCCACCGCACGCCGACAAUUGUGCUCCGCCGCCCCCCUUGGAUUGUUGCUACUCCACCUGCGCUUCCGACCUCCUCCUCCUCUCUCGAACACCACAACCAGCGGCUUCUCCUCCUCCUCUGCUCCUCCUCGUGCCGCCUCUCUUCCAUUCGCAACUGCAUACGGCCGCUGCUGGCUCUGUCUUCGCGAAGAGACUGCCGCACUACCCCAAUCAGCGCUUUCUCUUCCUCUUUCUUUUUUUGGGUUCCAUUUUCCUCACUCAAUUCCCACCUAGUGCUGUGCACGCUCUCGCUACGACCCGCCUAUCCUCGGUUUCUGGCGGUCGAGAAUUUCCAGCAACGAUUAUACCCAAUACGCAAUCAUGGCAUCAAAGUUUCUUCGGGAAUACAAACUUGUCGUAGUCGGCGGCGGCGGUGUUGGCAAGUCAUGCCUGACCAUCCAGUUGAUUCAAAGUCACUUCGUCGAUGAAUACGAUCCGACAAUCGAAGACUCGUAUCGCAAGCAAUGCGUCAUCGACGACGAGGUCGCGCUCCUCGAUGUCCUUGACACUGCAGGUCAGGAAGAGUACUCGGCUAUGCGGGAGCAGUACAUGCGCACGGGCGAGGGGUUCCUGCUUGUCUACUCGAUCACGUCGCGCCAAUCGUUUGAAGAAAUCCUCACAUUCCAGCAACAGAUUCUGCGCGUCAAGGACAAGGACGUGUUCCCCAUGAUUGUGGUAGGCAACAAGUGCGAUCUGGAGAGCGAACGUGAGGUCACAACAGAAGAGGGACAAGCCCUAGCGCGACAGUUCGGAUGCAAGUUCAUCGAGACAUCGGCCAAGUCCCGCAAGAACGUCGACCAAGCCUUCUACGACAUCGUCCGCGAGAUCAGACGGUUCAACAAAGAGAUGAGCUCGUAUAACCAGGGUGGCUCCGGCUCUGGCGCUGUCGGCGACAAGUUCGAGAUGGACGGCGAGAAGGACAGCAAGUCGUGCGGGUGCUGCACGGUCAUGUAAAAAGGAGAUGCAACUCCGUCCAUUCCAUUUUUCUUCUCUCCGUUCUUGUCUCUCUUGUCUUGUCGACCGACCUGGUUGAAUUUGAUGAGCAUGGGCACUUUUCUAGGGCAGCAAACUGGGCAAACGGGAAUCUGACGUUUUUGCUAUUGCUUUCUCCAAAAAGAACAUGGACCGAGCAGCCUCUGGUCCCAAGACGUCGUUGGGUUUUUCAUCUCGCACAUAUCAUCACUCUCACUCUCAGCACGCACAUACACGCGCACGCAGACAUAUAUCGAUCCAUACAUGACAUGCUACCUGCAGUCGCAGUAGUAUGAGGGGUCCCAAGGAACGCAUGGGGAAGGAGCCCGCUGUGAAAGGUGUGGACGUAGACAUGCAAUCAUGGUCGCGCUUGGCCAAGACAGGAAUGAAUGGGAAAGAAGGACGACGGGAUCGGUUGGAUCGCUCUUUCUUCUCUCGGACAUCAUCUUGUUCCGCCGGGCAGGCACGAAGGAUGGGGAUGAAAAAAGGAAACAUUGUCCACGUGAUGGAUAAAGGCCUCGAAUGGCGGCGCUGCAUCAAAGUUUCUUCUCUUUUGCCCCUCCCCCCAAUGCUUGCUUGCUUGCUCGCGUCCUCGAAUGCGCCUUGUUGUUUCUAACACUGACGACAUCUCUUCUCCCCCUCUCCGAUCACGUAUCUAGGCUUGUGGCUUUUGUACUUCUUUUAUUUCCCUUCUUCAACCCCCCUUGGCCAAAAAAAUUCUUUUCUCAGCCACUUCUUAUUUUCUUAUCCACGGUUGAACGUUUCUUCCCAAGGUUACUCUUCACAUUGAACGGGGUUCUUGGUGUCUAUUACGGAUCAAGAAUUGGUGUUCGCACGCCGCCACUACGAGGAUGCCAUUCGUGGUUCUUUUCAUAGGAUAAUGUUGAAAGAUCUCUUUACCCUGCGAUCUCCUUUUCUACUGUCGUGCUGAACUGCUUACUUUUUCUCUUAGUUGUUCUCCUCGCCACUCAAGUUUACUGACGCAGAUGAAUGAGAAAAGGGAGCUGUUUCCUUCGGGGAAGAAGUCCAAGAAACUCUGAUUAUUUCAAGGUUGGCAUAGAUUACACUCCUCACACUAGGAAUGCUGAUUCUCCACACGCACGCAGCCACGCUCCAACUAUCAAGACAUUGCUACAUGCAGACAUGCGCACACAAGAGAAAUAAAG
Molecule: messenger RNA, 2345 nt
Organism: Verruconis gallopava
Lineage: Eukaryota; Fungi; Ascomycota; Dothideomycetes; Venturiales; Sympoventuriaceae
Product: Ras-like protein
Exons: 4
Coding region: 529-1161 (210 amino acids)
Biological process (GO): signal transduction
Cellular component (GO): plasma membrane
Molecular function (GO): GTP binding; GDP binding; GTPase activity
Source: RefSeq, a predicted model, not a curated record